CAGCUGAGGCAGAGGAGAAACAAGCGACUUUUCCGACCUUAGAAUUCCAGAAAACCAUCAAACACAUUCAACUUCCACACCUCUCUCCAACUCCUAUAAAUCCCACUCACCCAAACAAACAGCCUUCCAAUGCAAAAGACGAAUUGCAAUCCUAUUCAACUGCAUUUUUCUCCUUACAUUCCCUUUUCCACUCAAACACAAAUGGCGUUUGGCUCUCCUUCAUCUUCUUCCUCCAAUACCCGUCUUAAUCCAAAGGCCAAGGUUGUGACACCUUCACCACUGGAGAGAAAUGGGUUGGCUUCUUUAGACCAAAAGCUGGCCAUGGCAAAGCGAUGUUCUCAUGAGGGUGUUGUUGCUGGGGCAAAGGCGGCCAUUCUUGCAAGCAUUGCAACCGCCGUUCCAACUCUAGCUAGUGUGAGGAUGCUGCCUUGGGCAAGAUCCUACCUCAACCAUACAGCUCAAGCUCUCAUAAUUUCUACAGUUGCAGGGGCUGCGUAUUUCAUAGUUGCGGACAAGGCCGUAUUGGCAUCGGCAAGGAAGAAUUCUUUCAAUCAGGUCCAGCAAUCAGACAUCAGAGCAUGAUUUCAUAUCAUCGCAGAAGAAUCAUUUACCUUGUAUACGCCCAAAAUGAAAAAAAUAAUAUAAUGGAUUAUGGUUGAGUGUGGUGAGGCAGAGGGAAAAUUUACAAGAUGUACUUGUUUGGUAACCUAUGUACUAGUAAAAAUUAUUUAUAGAAAACCAAAUUUCUAAGGAAGAGAUUCUACUGAUCAUAUUUGGAAAUUGGGAUUGUAAUAGAUUCUGUGGAAUAUGAAAAUUGUGUUUAGGCAUUGGAGAGAAUCUAUAUUUUUAGAAUUUGCAUGCCUGCCUUUGGCCAUGAAUGCAGUUUUCUUGAGAA
Magnolia sinica is the source of this 895-nucleotide messenger RNA. Its product is annotated as early nodulin-93-like. NCBI's taxonomy places the organism in Eukaryota, Viridiplantae, Streptophyta, Magnoliopsida, Magnoliales, Magnoliaceae. The transcript has 4 exons. The record is from RefSeq and is a predicted model, not a curated record. The coding region runs from base 130 to 582 and encodes 150 amino acids.